UGUUUUUCCCUGGCAACGGCAGGCUCUUGGCGACGGCGCGGUGGUCUGCCCGGCGUCCUGGCGGAGCUUCCUGGAGGCCGGGAGCCUGCUGCCAUGAAUCCGGUAUCCCUGGGGGUCCUGGAGGAGAAAGAGGAGGAGCACGUAUCCACCCCGAUUCUCGGACCCUCUAUCUAUUCUGACAACCCUCAGGAGCGGAUCCAGGCCCGGCGCCUCCGCAUUGCUGCGCGCCUGGAGGCCCGGAGGCGGGAAGCGCUUGGAGAAUAUUUAGACGGGAAAAAGGAGAGUGAGGAAGACCAGAGCAAGAGCUACAAACAGAAAGAAGAAAGCAGACUGAAAUUGGCUAAACUUCUGCUCUGUGGCACUGAACUGGUAACAAAUAUCCGGGUGGCGACAGAUAUCCGAGAGAUCCACAGGAGAGUAGAAGAAGAGGAGAUAAAGCGUCAGAGACUUGAGAAGCUGGAGAAUGAAGUCAAGACCAGCCAGGACAAGUUUGAUGAAAUUACCGUCAAGUGGGAGGAGGGCAAGAAAAAGAGAAUUCCCCAGGACCUGUGGGAAAUGCUCAACAACCAGCAGCUUCACUGUGCCGGGCUGAUCGAAGAUAAGAACAAGCUUAUCAGCGAGUUACAGCAGGAGUUAAAAACAAAGGAUGACCAGUAUGUGAAGGAUUUGAAGAAACAGGCAGACGACAUCUGCCUGCUCCUGGAGAGGAUGGAGGAACAAGUGAAGAAUGUGAUGAAGAGCUUUCGCCAGGAGCUGCAACACAUUGAGAAAGCAUUUGAGAUGGAACGACAGGAGCUACUGGCGAGUAAUAAGAGGAAAUGGGAGCGGGCCCUGCAGGUUCACAAUGCUAAAGAGCUGGAGUAUCUUAUGAACCGCAUUAAGAAAGUAGAGGAAUAUGAGAAGCAGCUCAACAAGCAGAUGAUAUGGGAUUGUGAAGAGUACAACAUGAUCAAGAUCAAGCUGGAGCACGACGUGCAGAUUCUUGAGCAACAGCUUCAGCAGAUGAAAGCAACUUACCAGCUAAACCAAGAGAAGUUAGAGUACAACUUCCAGGUCCUAAAGAAGAGAGAUGAAGAGAGCACAGUGAUUAAAUCCCAGCAGAAGAGGAAGAUCAAUCGCCUGCAUGAUGUACUUAACAAUCUGAGAUCAAAAUAUGCCAGGCAGAUAAAGCAGUUUCAGGAGGACAACCAGUCACUGACCUCAGACUACAAACGCCUCGUGAUGCAAUUCAAGGAGCUACAGAAAGCCAUGAGGCAUUUUGCUCUUAUUAAUGACAAGAAGUUUCGGGAGAUUUGGCUGAUGAAUGAAGAGGAAGCAAAGGAUCUGAUAGACAAAGGCUUCAGUGUAGACAGAAUCAUCCAUACCCAUCAUCUGGGGCUUCCCUGGACAGAGCCUGAUUUCUGGUUCCUGAACAAUGUGGGGCCUAUUUCUCAGCAGCAGCAGAAGUCCGCCACACAAAUAGUAGAAGAGGUGCUGAUGCAAACAGAAGAGGAGGGCGCAGAGGAGGCCGCCUCAGAGCCAGAGUCUUACCUGGACCUCCCGCAGCGCGUCUCAGCGAAAACCACCAGGAAGAUCCUGACGCUCCUGUGUGAUGAGUCGGGUUUCCUCAUAGAGAGCAAGCUGCUGAGCAUUCUCCUCCCCCUGGAGAAGAAUGAAUGCUGUCUGCUGAAGUUGGACGCCAUCUUCUCAGCCCUUGGAAUUGAAAAUGAGGAUGACUUGUAUAAACUGGUGAACUUCUUCCUCAAGUACCGAGCUCAGCGAUUACCCUCUAGCCAGAGUUCCCCCUGCACCUUUCCGGAUCUGUCCCCUCUGCAGGAACGAGCAAGCAUCGUGGCAGCCCCGGAACCGGCAGAGCUGCUUGUCCUUGGAGAAGGAAAGGAGGAAAACCUUCCCCUGGAAGGAGAGGAGGAAAACCUUCCCGAGGGGGAGGAGGAAAAGGAAGAGGAGGUCCCACCUUCUCCCAGGCUCAUCCACCCCAACGAUGUCCUCAAGGCUCUGGAGGCGUUCGUCAUGGGACUGAAGAAAGCCCAGGUGGCCUCCCGGCUGCCAAUGAAGUUGCUGAAGGAAGGGCGGGAUAACUCCAAGGACUCGGAGUACUGGGCAGCGCUGGCCACGGUGAUCCCGCCCGCCAAGCAAAGCCUCUGGGAUGCCCUGUACACAGCCUUGGAGAAGUACCACCUUGUCCUGACCCAGAGGGCCCAGCUGCUGACGGGAAACAGUUCUCUGGAGCAGCAAAACAUGGAACUCCAGCUGCUGCUGCAACAGUACCUGGAUUCCAAGAUAAACUCUGAACUGCAAGUUCCUCCGACUCAGGUGUUCCGGAUGCCCACAAAAUAGAGCCAGGCCCCAGAAGGCUGCUGCGGCAGGGCUGGGGCUGGCAUGUGUCCCUGAUUUUUAGAGGGCCUCUCAAAAUAAGGCAGCAGGAGUUGCUGAGAUGCUGCAAAUUAUGAUUAAAGCCUUUUAAAAGUUG
This is a messenger RNA of Choloepus didactylus (southern two-toed sloth), 2470 nucleotides long. It is a transcript of the gene DRC1, whose product is annotated as dynein regulatory complex subunit 1. The record is from RefSeq and is a predicted model, not a curated record. Gene Ontology annotation, biological process: axonemal dynein complex assembly; cilium-dependent cell motility; regulation of cilium movement. Gene Ontology annotation, cellular component: axoneme; axonemal dynein complex. NCBI's taxonomy places the organism in Eukaryota, Metazoa, Chordata, Mammalia, Pilosa, Megalonychidae.